Quercus lobata is the source of this 1761-nucleotide messenger RNA. Its product is annotated as putative UPF0481 protein At3g02645. The transcript has 5 exons. Bases 285 to 1589 code for a protein of 434 amino acids. NCBI's taxonomy places the organism in Eukaryota, Viridiplantae, Streptophyta, Magnoliopsida, Fagales, Fagaceae. The record is from RefSeq and is a predicted model, not a curated record.
UUUGUUUGGUUGCUGUGAGAAGUGAGAUCUUAGAAACAUAGUAAAUUGCAUGAGCUGUCGAGUUGAACUUUUAAAGCGCCGUUCUUUCAGCUGCUACACAUUAAUAACUGAGGAGUUGAAAGUUGUUCAAGUAGGCUUUUUGCUUCCUUUUCAAGGUUGAAUCCCUAACAACUAAGAGUUCUCUGAGGGUCGAUAUUUCAGGCUUUCAAUCAGCAGCUACACUUCAAUAACCGAGGAUCGUUCUUUUAGGCUUUCAAUCAGUAACUACACUUCAAUAAUCGAGGAUGAUGAUAGUAGACGAUCAAAAUACUCAAAAGGAAGCAGACAUUCCAGGUGGAAAUGAAAAAAAAAAUGAUGAUUUGGUAAUUGAAAUUAGAAAAAUGGUCGAGAGGCCGGAGAUUGAACCAUCAAAACAAUGCCGUAUCUACAAGGUCCCGAACCCGCUCCGAAAAUGGAAUGAAGAAGCCUACACUCCUCAGGUAGUUUCAAUUGGCCCUUUUCACCACAAAAACGAAAGAUUGAAAGCCAUGGAAGAGCAUAAAGAGAGAUACUUCAGGAGUUUUUUGCAACGGAGUAAGAAAAACUUGGAGGAUUUAGUAGGCGUAAUAAGGGACAUGGAAGAAAGCAUUCGCGGGUGCUAUGAAGAAACUAUUGUCCUUAACAGUGAUAGGUUUGUGAAAAUGAUAUUGCUGGAUGCCAUCUUCAUUCUUGAGCUUUUCAUCAGAGAGACUUCAAGAAGUCAGAUAAGUGAUGAUCCUAAUGUUGUGGAUCCAAGGUCUACUGCUGUGAGGGUUGACUUGCUAUUAAUUGAAAAUCAGCUUCCAUUUUUUGUUAUUGAGAAAUUACACGACCUUGCAAUUCCAUCUCCCUCCGAUUACGGUGGUUUUCGUAAGCUUUCUUUUGACUAUUUUGAGUACCUCCCAAUGCCGUUCAUACAGGCCACUCCCAGUGUGAAAAUAGAACACUUCACUGAUCUUAUUAGAACCUUCCUGCUACCUCCACUCGAGAAGCUACCAGAAAGAAACGAGAGAGCGCUUACACAUUUGUACUCUGCAACAAAGCUCCAUGAGGCAGGAGUAAAGUUCGAGGCUGUUAAAAGUAAAUGCUAUUUGGACAUAAAAUUUGAAAAAGGAGUGUUGAAAAUCCCAAGCUUUGAUAUAGAGACCAAGACGGAAGUUAUUGCUCGAAACAUUAUGGCAUUAGAGCAAACUCGCUAUAUAGAAAAUGCAUACUAUACAGAUUACUUUAUCUUGUUGGAUUUUCUCAUCAAUACUACAAAAGAUGUGGAUUUGCUUUGUGAUGAAAAAAUCUUGAAAAAUAUUCUAGGUGACAACGAUGGAGUAAAAUCUAUGAUUAACAAUCUUAACAAAAGUGUCAUAGCGGAUUGCGUGAGAGAUGAUUACUUUCGUCUCUGUAAAGAGUUGAAUGGUUAUUAUGAGAAUCCUUGGCACAAAAGGAAGGCAAUAUUAAAAAGUGAUUAUUUUAACACUCCUUGGAAAACCGCUUCAACAGUGGCUGCUAUUAUUCUUCUGGUGCUCACUUUUAUACAAACAAUAUUUUCCAUCAACCCAGGGAUAAAAGCUAAAUAGUUUGGAUGGGUGUUCCCUGUUCGAUGGAAUUGAUCUUGCCUGUGUAAAAUACACAAAUUAUGUAUUUCUUUCUUUGUUAUUAUUAUUGUUAAUGUAAUUGGUCUUGCCUAUGUAAAAUACAUAGAUUGUUGUGUUUCAGCAUCCUUGUAGACUACUAGUUUUGUAUCUCCAC